AUGAAACGUCAACUACCCAAAAUUUUAUUUAAUUCUUUUCGUUCAACAAAAAAGAGACAAAAAGUCCCAGCUUUAGAAAUUGAAAAUUUUGAAUUUGAGGAUGAUGAUAGUCAACCAAAAUUGUUAUCUUCAAGUCAAUUUUAUACGGAUUUUAUGGAUUGGGAAGGAGGAGAAGGGGAAGGGAGUUGUUGUAGUUGUGGAGAUGAUGAUGAUAAUCAAACUUCAUCUUCUUCCUCUCAACGCAGCAAACACGACAAAAAAGAAAAGAAUAAAAAUAUUAUUUCUCCCAUCGAUAGCCCCCCAAAUUCCUCCACCUCUUGCGUUUCACUGCCACGUGCCAAAUUUCCUCUAAAAUCAUCAUGUUCACCUUUAUCCUCUCCAACUACUGCUGGUCCAAUGGAAAAAUCUUUGGGUGGAGGAGGUGGAAAAGUGAAUUAUGUUUUGGAUGAAUUGUUAAGUACAGAGCGCACUUAUGUCCGCGAAUUGGCUGAAAUCAUUCAUCACUAUAUUCAACCAUUAGAGGCUCUUGAAUUUACUAGCAACAAUGGGACAACUAAUUCACAUAAUAAUAACAGUUUACCAGGACAGUCAAAUAUACUUUUUGGAAAUAUUCGAGAAUUGCACGAUUUCCAUCAUUCAAUCCUUCUCCCUUCUUUUCACCAAAAUUCAAAUUCUGUAGAAGGCGUUUCAACAGUUUUAUCAUCUCAAAGACAUCGACUUUUAUCUUUAUAUCGUUACUAUUGUCGCAAUAAACCAAUUAGUGAAGAAUUAAGAAGAGAACAUUUAAUUGAUCAAAAUAAAUUUAUUUUGGAUUGCCAAAGGAGGGCCGGUCAUUUACUUCCUCUGUCUGCCUAUUUAUUGAAGCCUAUUCAACGAAUUACCAAAUACCAACUUUUAUUAAAAGAAUUAGUUAGACAUUGCCCAACAGCUGGACAAUCAUUACAACAUGUCCAAACAGCCUUAACUUCAAUGCUGGAAUUAUUAGCUCAAAUAAAUGCUGAUAUGGAACAAUUACAUAUACUUGGAUAUCCUGGUGAUCUACGCCUUCUAGGCUCUCUCCGCCUUCGAACAGAGUGUGACGUUUCUAUUUAUAAGAGAUCAAAGAGUGCAAGUGCUGGAGGUGUAAAUGGAGGUAGAAGGAAUGGAAUUAAAGGAAAACAACAGAGAAGGCAUUUAUUACUUUUUGAUGGAGGCAUUCUCUUCUGUAAAAAACGUUUACAAACAACAACAACAACUCAACCAGGCUGUGAAUAUUUUGAACAUAAAUUUUGUAUCCCAAUAAAUUCUCUCGGUUUUGCUGAAUGUUCCCGUUUUUCGGAUGAAAAAUUUGAAAUUUGGGAUAUUAAUGAAAGUGGAAAUUCUGCCAGUUGUUUUGCUAUACAUCCAUUAGAUGAAAAAGUUAGGCCAAAAUGGAUACAUAAACUUUCCAAAUUAACUGUCUUAAAUCAACAACAACAACAAUUAGUUGAAGCUGCAGCUUUGGGGAUGCCUGAUUCUUCUUUUUAUUUACAACAAAGAGAGGAAUAUAUGAAUAAUAGAACAAGGCCUCAAUCUUGGACAACUACCAGCUCUUCUGAAGAUGGUAUAACAACAAUAAAUCCACAACAAAUUUGCAAUAAAAGAAAUAAAGGAAAUAAUAAUAGUGCAGCACAAUCAAGUCGUUCUUCUACUUCUUCCUCUUCUGUUAUCUUUGGAGAUACAAGUCCAACAGGAGAAGAUUUGAACGAGACUGAAAUAACUUUUAGAAGGCAUUCAGACUCCUCUUCGUCCAGUAAUUCUUCUAGAAAGAACGAGCUUUUACCAAGAAGUCAAUCACAACCACCAGAAUUUUUACAACUUGAAGAAAUUAAUAAUACUAAUGGUGGUGGGAUGCAGAGAAUUGAUAGAUUAUAA
Meloidogyne enterolobii is the source of this 1893-nucleotide messenger RNA. The record is from the annotation of a GenBank genome assembly. Lineage: Eukaryota; Metazoa; Nematoda; Chromadorea; Rhabditida; Meloidogynidae.